Molecule: messenger RNA, 3088 nt
Organism: Pectinophora gossypiella (pink bollworm)
Lineage: Eukaryota; Metazoa; Arthropoda; Insecta; Lepidoptera; Gelechiidae
Gene: smid
Product: nuclear valosin-containing protein-like
Exons: 1
Coding region: 111-2735 (874 amino acids)
Biological process (GO): ribosome biogenesis
Cellular component (GO): nucleus
Molecular function (GO): preribosome binding; ATP binding; RNA binding
Source: RefSeq, a predicted model, not a curated record
GCAACAUUCCAUCGAUUGAUCGGCGACGCUGUCAAACAGCGAGGUUGCAUAGAAUUUUUGUUUUCGUGACCCGAGCAAAAUAAUUAGGCGAACACCUCGUGGCUAACAUAAUGAAGAAACACCAAACACGCCAAAAGGUGAUGAACGACCCAGUAAUAGUAUCGCGUGUAAAGAAUUAUCUCGCCGAAAAUGUGGACAAGACUUACGUCGAUGUCGGCCAAAUGGCGCGUUCUCUGAAAGAGCGCUAUCGUGAAUAUAAUCAUAGAAACGACUCUGCUUUCUGUCAGCUGGUGGAAAGUGCUUAUAAAGUGGUAUUACAAAGUUACGGACUAGACGGAGCUUCUACUUCGGACGGUUCAGACGAAGAAUCUGAUCUAGAGUUGUUGGACGAGAAUAACAGCGCGUUGAACGACCGAAUACUACAAAUGUACAAAAUGCAGGACAAGAAGCGGCCGGCGACGUCCCGGCGCCCUACAGACAAGACUGGUGAGCCAAUAGACAUACUUAGCAGUGACGAAGAUGGUUCCGCGGCGCCGAAAUUGCCGAAAAUCAAUGAUCAAAUCACUAUUACCCCCCACAUACCAUCAUCAAACAGAAAUAUGAACAACACAUCAAUGGAUUCUACAGCAAAGUCGCGACAGAAUCAAAACAAUGUUGAGAAAAAACGAAAGCCUGAUUUAAAUAAAAGUAUAACAGCAUCUAAGAAAAAGUUUGAAAUUGGUGCAUCAAAGAAUGUUAAGGUUAGUUUUGAGGAUAUUGGGGGCAUAUCCGAAAUCAUUACACAGAUCUGUGACCUUGUGUUGCACAUGAAACACCCAGAAGUAUAUAAUCAGUUGGGGAUCAAGUCUCCACGAGGAGCAUUAUUGCACGGGCCUCCAGGUACAGGGAAAACUUUAUUAGCAAAUGCUAUUGCUGGCAAACUUAAGUUGCCACUAGUGGCUGUUACUGGCACAGAACUUGUUGGAGGAAUGUCUGGUGAGUCUGAGGAGAGGAUACGAGAGUUAUUUGAAAAAGCUGUGUCAGUAGCCCCCUGUGUAUUAUUCAUAGAUGAGAUUGAUGCUGUGUGUGGAAACAGAAUCAAUGCUCAGAAAGACAUGGAAAAGCGAAUGGUAGCUCAAUUGUUAGCCAGUUUGGACUCCUUAAGUGAUUCCAGUGUUUCAGUCCUUGUACUUGCUGCAACCAACAACCCUGAUGCCUUGGAUCCUGCUCUAAGAAGAGCUGGUCGCCUUGAACAAGAGAUUACCCUAGGUAUUCCUACUCUAAAAGCUAGAAAAGAAAUAUUAGAUAUUUUGUGUAAAAAUAUGGCAUUAGAUGAUGAUGUUGAUAUAGCUGCUAUUGCUCAAAUUACUCCUGGUUUUGUUGGUGCUGAUUUACAAGCAUUAGUAAACAAAGCUAGCACUCAUGCUGUGAAAAGAGUGUUUGCUGAAAUUCGAGAAAAACAACAGCAGCAGCUGUUACAAAAAAAAACUGAAGAGAAAAUUGAAAAGCCUAGCAUUUCUUCAGAGGAAGUUGCAGAGAUUCCAAAUGGAGAGAAAGAAGGGGAAGAACCACAGGUGAAUGAAACUGGGGAUGCACCCUCUACAGCAGAAGUACCACCAUCUGAAACUGAACCCACAGAACCACCCAAAGAAAUAAAUAAUGAAGAAGAGACAGUUAGUCAGCCACCACCACCUGAAAUAAAAAUCAUAGAUCCGACAGAAGAAGUAUUAAAUCUUCUAGGUGAAGCAAUACCAUACACAAGCCAAGAGUUAUCUGGGCUUUCUAUUAAACAAGAAGACUUCCUUAAAGCUAUUAAGACUACUAAACCUUGUGCUGUAAGGGAAGGUAUUGUGACUGUUCCCGAUGUGACAUGGGAUGAUGUUGGGUCCUUGAGCCAAGUCAGGAAAGAUUUACAGUUGGCUGUGUUAGCUCCUGUGAAAUACCCAGAGCAGUUAAAAAAGCUUGGAUUAUCAGCACCGAGUGGAGUUCUGCUGUGUGGGCCUCCAGGUUGCGGUAAAACUUUGUUAGCUAAGGCUGUAGCCAAUGAAGCUGGAGUAAACUUUAUUUCCGUGAAAGGUCCCGAACUUCUGAACAUGUAUGUUGGUGAGAGCGAGAGAGCAGUGCGGACGUGUUUCCGACGCGCACGUAAUUCCGCUCCCUGUGUUAUAUUCUUCGACGAAUUUGAUGCAUUGUGCCCCCGACGUACUUCUCAAGACCACAAUGGCGCUGCGCGAGUUGUGAACCAAUUGCUAACAGAGAUGGACGGUAUUGAAAGUCGCGAAGGUGUAUUUGUUUUAGCUGCUUCAAAUAGACCGGAUAUAAUCGACCCUGCAGUGUUGAGACCUGGUCGUUUGGAUCGCGUCAUGUAUGUCGGGAUGCCGCAAAGAGAAGACAGGUUCGACAUUUUGCAGAAGCUCACCAAGAAUGGCGCUAGACCCCAACUUGGAGCUGAUGUGGACUUGCAAGUUGUUGCUGAACUGACUGAGAGCUACACUGGAGCAGAUCUGGCUGGGUUGGUCCGGGCAGCAGCAACUAACGCUUUGACAAACCACAUCUCGAAUGGUACUCUUGAAGGCGAAAUUUUCGUUACUUUUGAGGACUUUCGAGCUGCUUUGGCAAAAUGCAAACCCUCAGUUUCAACAAAAGAGCAAUUACAUUACGAGAAAUUGCGGCUGAAGUAUGCUUCGGGGGCUGACGACAAAGACAUGGAGAUGGAGACUGAGCCUACAAAUGAGGAAUCUAUGGACACUGUGUGAGAAUCAUUCAGUUGUUGGGUCAUACAAACUUAGAAGACUAGUUCCACUUGUAUCACGUCCUAUUAUAAUAAGAGUGUGUAAUUAAAACCAAUAGUGCCAAGAUGUUCCUUUAACGCUGUAAUGUCUGUAAAUGUCUGACCUUGGAGAAUAAGUGCAAUUCACGUACCAUAGCUAAAUAUUGACAUGAUUUAACUUCAGAAUAAUUGUAAUCACGUAGAUUUCCUAAAGAGCCAGUGUUUAUUUUCAUAUUGUCAGUGUGAAAGUGAUUCAGUAGAUAAGCUCAAAGUCUUAAAAUCUGCACAUUUUAAUUUUAAUAAUGUACCUACCUAAAUAAAAUUAUUUUUUCGUAUGAA